CAAAGCUUACCGUGUCGCGACGGGAUCGAGUCGCGUGUGUGUGAUAUGCAGUGAUUGUGCUGAUCAACAUGAGGCUAUCACUGCACAUAGCGGUGGUACUGCUGUCGGUGUACCACACCUGCGCGGAGCGGCAGCCGCGCGCGAUACCAAACCCUAGUCAGAAUUAUGCGGUGCUUGGCGAGCCUAUAGCCGCUAACCUAGAUGAGGAUGGUUACUUCUAUCCGAAGCCGAAGAUACCAUUCCCUCCACCGCCGUCGACGGUGCCACCACCUCCUCCACCUACCAGGCCACCACCACCACCACCUACUCGGCCACCACCACCACCACCCACUCGGCCACCACCUCCGCCGCCUACUCGACCACCAAUAACUGAAACAACAGGAUACGUAUAUGAACGUCCGUCCGUACCGUUCCCGCUACCACCACAACCGCAGCCACCACGGUUUCCACCAUAUCAGCCCCCUAGAAUCCCACCACCGCAACCUCCAAGGUUACCACCACCACCACCACCUCAGCCGCCGCGGUUACCACCUCCACCUCCACCACAACCUCCAAGGAUUCCGCCACCACCUCCACAACCUCCACGGCUACCACCCCCGCCACCGCCGCAGCCUCCAAGGAUACCGCCACCACCACGCUUCCCUCCACAACCUCCACGAUUCCCGCAAGCAACAACUGGAUAUGAUUACCCUACUCCCAAAAUACCAUUUACCGUACCAACGAGACCACCACCACCACCAACCACACUACGUCCAGUGACUUACUUACCACCUACAACAAGACAGCCUCCCACUCGGCCACCACCACCACCCACCACGCCUAGGCCAGUAACUUACUUACCACCUACAACGAGACAGCCUCCCACUCGGCCGCCACCACCUCCUACGACACCUCGUCCAGUGACUUACCUACCACCCACAACAAGACAGCCUCCCACUCGGCCGCCACCACCACCUACCACACCACGUCCAGUAACAUACCUACCACCAUCAACAACAACCCAGAAACCUACAACCGGCUACGAUUAUCCAAAACCUACUAUUCCAUUUACUUUCCCCACUCGACAGACGCCACCACCCACUAGGCCACCGCCACCACCAACUCCACCCCCUACUAGGCCACCACCACCACCCACUCGACCACCUUCAACCUAUCUACCUCCAACAAGACCACCCCCACCACCGACACCACCCCCUACUAGGCCACCACCACCCCCAACCCCGCCUCCCUACAGACCUCCGUCAACUUACUUACCACCAACAAGACCACCGCCACCACCAACACCUCCGCCAACGCGGCCACCACCACCACCAACUAGACCUCCUUCCACUUAUCUACCACCACAAACCAGACCACCCCCACCGACUCCUCCUCCUACCAGGCCGCCACCCCCACCGACUCCUCCUCCUACCAGGCCGCCACCACCACCAACUCCUCCUCCUACCAGACCGCCACCACCACCGACGCAGCCUACCUAUCGACCACCCACAAGACCACCUACUUACUCCACUAUUAUUGAAAAUUUCAAAACCACAGGUUACGAUUAUCCAACACCAAAAGUAACAUUUACUUUACCUACACAACCGCCAACCAGACCAACACCUCCUCCCACCAGGCCGACACCACCUCCUACCAGACCAACACCUCCUGCUACGAGACCGACACCUCCUCCCACCAGGCCGACACCUCCUCCUACCAGACCAACACCUCCUCCUACCAGACCAACGCCUCCUCCUACCAGACCGCCACCACCACCAACUCAGCAAACAACCGGCUAUAGCUACCCGAAACCGUCCACACCGUUCCCGACUCCAACUCGCCCGCCGUACAUUCCUCCCUCUACUCAAGUUUAUAUAACUCCCCCUACAACUAGACGUCCCAUAUACACGACCACUCAAGCACCUUUCACUACUAGACCACCAUUUGUACCAGACGAAGGAUAUUUCUACGACAAACCACGCGUUCCAUUCGUAUUCUAAGCCUAAAUAAGUUGCCAUAUUAUUGUGAUACCAAAAUGUAAGAAAAUCGCAAAAUUUAAAUUAAGCUAAGGCUGAAAAAAAUAUGUAUUUGUCGUACUAAAAUCCAAUACGUACCUGCUAAAGAUAAAUUAGGUAUAAUCGAAUGUACAAUAACAUUAUUUUAUCACAUUUUGAAAGUACACGUUUUUUAAUUCUAGUUCAAAUAGAAUUUUUAAAACCGUCUCUGUAUGGUCAAUAAUUGUUAUGUAUAUAUCUAAGUAAAUAAUAAUUAUAAAAUUAAUACUCAAAACGAAAUUAUAACGACACUGCCAACUAAUCCUAUGUUAAGAUAAGAAAAUAUUUUUAAUAAAAAAAAUGAAUUUA
Messenger RNA from Colias croceus (clouded yellow), 2342 nucleotides. Its product is annotated as basic proline-rich protein-like. Bases 69 to 1979 code for a protein of 636 amino acids. The transcript has 2 exons. NCBI's taxonomy places the organism in Eukaryota, Metazoa, Arthropoda, Insecta, Lepidoptera, Pieridae. The record is from RefSeq and is a predicted model, not a curated record.